This is a messenger RNA of Maylandia zebra (zebra mbuna), 4195 nucleotides long. NCBI's taxonomy places the organism in Eukaryota, Metazoa, Chordata, Actinopteri, Cichliformes, Cichlidae. The record is from RefSeq and is a predicted model, not a curated record.
UAGAUAAGCAUUAUUUACUGUUAACUACCUGUAGGUACUGCAUGUAAACUAUGACACAUUACGCAUAGUUUUAUUUCUCUGCAGAGAUCAUCGGGACGGAACCGAGUCUGCCAGUUUUCCAUCUAUCCAUAACAAUCCUCAAGACUUGGACUCCAUAUUUGCAUUACUUCAGGAGGACAUUAUAGCAUUUGUGAAGAAUGAACUGCAGAUGAUUCAGAGUGUUUUGAGUCAAGGAAACUCUGACUAUUUAGAGACUCAGAAGAAGCACGAGGUGGGAGAUGUUGGUGAAGAAAAGCAGAUCCGGAUCAGGAGAACAGCUUUUCUUAAGAUCACACUGCAGUUCCUGAGGAGAAUGAAUCACAACGAACUAGCUAAGUCCAUCCAGAGCAAAACUAACACAAUGAACUGCCAGCGGAAAGUCAAAUGUAAUCUGAAGAAGAAAUUCCAGGUUUUGUUUGAGGGAGUUGCUAAAGCUGGAAAUCCAACGCUCCUCAAUGAGCUCUACACAGAGCUCUACAUCACAGAGGGGGGAACUGGAAAAGUCAAUGAUGAACAUGAAAUCAGACAAAUUGAAGCAGUAUUUAAGAAAACAGACACAACAGAAACGACAAUCAAAUGUGAAGAUAUCUUUAAAACUUCAUCUGAAAGAGAUGGGCCAAUCAGAACAGUGCUGACAAACGGAGUGGCUGGCAUUGGGAAAACAGUCUUAACACAGAAAUACACUCUUGACUGGGCUGAAGACAAAGCCAAUCAGGACAUUCAGUUUAUAUUUCCAUUUACUUUCAGAGAGCUGAAUGUGCUGAAAGAGAAAAAGUUCAGCUUGAAGAAACUUCUUCGUCACUUCUUUUCUGAAACAAAAGGAGAAACCUACAACUAUGACAAGCCCCAAGUUGUGUUCAUCUUUGACGGUCUGGAUGAGUGCCGCCUUCCUCUGGACUUCGAAAAAAAUAAAACCUUGACUAAUGUCAGAAAGUCGACUUCACUGGAUGUGCUGCUGACAAACCUCAUCAGUGGUAAACUCCUUCCCUCCGCUCGCCUCUGGAUAACCACACGACCUGCAGCAGCCAAUCAGAUCCCUCCUGAGUAUGUGCACAUGGUGACGGAGGUCAGGGGGUUUUCUGAUCCACAGAAGGAGGAGUAUUUCAGGAAGAGAUUCAGAGAUGAGCGACAGGCUAGCAUUGUCCUCAGCAAUAUCCAGACAUCGCGAAGCCUCCACAUCAUGUGCCACAUCCCAGUCUUCUGUUGGAUCACUGCUACAGUUCUGGAAGAUGUGCUGAAAACCAGAGGGGGAGGACAGCUGCCCAAGACCCUGACUGAGAUGUACAUCCACUUCCUGGUGGUUCAGGCCAAAGUGAAGAAGGUCAAGUAUGAUGGAGGAGCUGAGACAUAUCAAUACUGGAGGAAGAUGACAGAGUCUCUGGGAAAACUGGCGUUUGAUCAGCUGCAGAAAGGAAACCUGAUCUUCUAUGAAUCAGACCUGACAGAGAGUGGCAUCGAUAUCAGAGCAGCCUCAGUGUACUCAGGAGUGUUCACACAGAUCUUUAAAGAGGAGAGAGGACUGUAUCAGGAAAAGUUGUUCUGCUUCGUCCAUCUGAGCGUUCAGGAGUUUCUGGCUGCUCUUCACGUCCAUCUGACCUUCAUCAACUCUGGAGUCAAUCUGCUUUCUGAUGCACAAUCUAAAUCCAAGUUGUCCGAACUGUUAUUUAAGGACAACGCAGCUACAAAGUUUUACCAGACUGCUGUGGACAAAGCCUUGCAGAGCCCAAAUGGACACCUAGAUCUCUUCCUCCGUUUCCUCUUGGGUCUUUCACUGGAAACCAACCAGAGUCUCCUGCAAGGUUUGCCAAGGCAGCAAGACAGUUGCUCAAAACCUAAACAGAAAACAAUCCAAUACAUCAAAAAGAUGAUAACAAAAGUCUCUUCACGGAGAAGCAUCAAUCUGUUUUACUGUCUGAAUGAACUGAAUGACAGUUCUCUAGUGGAGGAAAUUCAAAAAUCACUGAGAUCAGGAAGACUCUCCACAAAUGAACUAUCACCUGCUCACUGGUCAGCACUGGUCUUCAUCCUACUGUCAUCUGAAGAAAAUUUGGAUGUGUUUGACCUAAAGAAAUACUCUGCUUCAGAGGAGGCUCUUCUGAGGCUGCUGCCAGUGGUCAAAACCUCCAGCACAGCUCUACUAAGUGACUGUAAACUGACAGACAGAAGCUGCUUAUUUCUGGCAAACGUUUUUAACUCCCCAUUGUGUAAUUUGGUUGAACUAGACCUUAGUAACAACAACCUCCAAGAUUCAGGAGUGAUCUCACUCUGUGCUGGACUGCAGAAUCCAAACUGUCAACUGAAAACUCUCAGGUUGGACAAAAACAGCCUCACAAGCGCAUGCUGUCAGGAUCUCUCAUCAGUCCUCAGCACCCAGUCCAGUCUGAGAACUCUGUCCCUGAAUUAUAACAAGCUGCAGAAUUCAGCAGUGAAGCUGCUUUCUGAUGGCUUGUCCAGUCCACAGUGUAAACUCCAAAUUCUCGGGUUGGAAAGAAACUGCCUCACAAAUGCAUCCUGCCAGAUACUCUCAUCAGUCCUCAGCACCCAGUCCUCCAGUCUGAGAACUCUGUCCCUGAAUUACAAUCUGCUGCAGGAUUCAGGGGUGAAGCUGCUUUCUGUUGGCUUGUCCAGUCCACAGUGUAAACUCCAGAAUCUCAGGUUGUCUUUCUGUUUUCUGUCAUCGGGAAGUUGUGGUUUUCUGGCUUCAGUUUUCAGCAAUCAGCCUUCCAGCCUGAGAGAACUGGAUAUGAGCCGCAAUAGACUGUUGGAUUCAGGAGUCAAGCAGCUCUGUGUUGGUCUACAGAGUCGAUUCUGUAGACUGGAAACUCUCAGUCUGUCAGCCUGCUGGAUAGGUGAGAAAGGAUGCAUUUCUCUGGCUUCAGCCCUCACAUCCAACCCCUUCAGCCUGAAGGAGCUGGACCUGAGCUACAAUUGUCCUGGUGACUUGGGAGCAAAACUGCUUUCUGCUAAACUGAAGGAUCCCCAAUGCAGCCUUGAGACUCUCAGGCUGGACUACUCAGGAGCAGAGGGUGCGAAGAAGGUUGCCUGCAGUCUCACACUGGACCCCGAUACAGCUCACAGGAACCUUGCUCUCUCUGCAGACAGAAAGGCAGUACUUGGGUCAAAACGACCAAUUUUACAUUCACGGUGGGAAUUAUUUCCUAGCAGUCCAGAGGUUUAUUAUAAGUGGGAGCAGGUGCUAUGUACACAGGGUCUCACUGGUUUACGUUACUGGGAGGUAGAGUGGAAGGGAACUGUUUCCAUAGGUGUAACUUACAAAGCUGGACCUGACAAAGGUCCAGAUGAAUCCUGGCAUGGAGGAAAUGACAGAUCCUGGAUGCUGCUCUGCAAAGAUAAUCAUUACUCAGCAUGGCACGAUUACAAAGUGACAGAAAUACGACUUUCUCAGCACCCCGCUGGUUUUCAAAAAGUCGGAGUUUUUUUGAACUGGCCAGCUGGCAUUCUGUCCUUCUUUGAUAUCUCCUCUGAUACUCCGGUCCACCUCCACACCUUUUUCUGCAGGUUCACUGAGCCCGUCUACCCUGCACUGUGGUUCUGGUUUACACUUGAAAUGUACAAGUGUUCAGCAGCUUUGUGUGACCUGCAGGGAUAGCAGUCACCAAAUGUAAACAACUACUUAAGUGCCACACAGAACAACCUUUGCACACACUGUGAUCACCUGACCACAUAUUUUGAGACACGUCAGACUCUGAUGCAGAAAUAUUUUAUUAUGUUUUUCUCUGAAAAAAGUGUUUUAUCACCAAGUCUCUGACCCUAAUGGUUAAGACUGGAAUUUAGAGUAAUUGGAAGCAGCCAUAGUCAGUCUCUGCAUGAAUAAUGAUUCCAUCAUAAAUACCUGCUCAUUAUUAAGUUAGCCCAGGGAUUAAAGAGCUGUUCUGCUCAUGUUCACUUCUAAAGUGUUUUUCUUGGACUCCAGCGUAGCUUUGUUCAGUUUAUUUAUCUUACAUGAGGACUUAUGUACUUGCCUUGUUUAUGAAUACUUCAGGACCUCAUAGAGCACAUUGUUAUAUUAAUUAACAUUACAUAGUUAUAUUUGCAAUGAUACAAUAAUGUGUUCUGUUAGAUAUAUUUCAUGUAUCUGCUGAUCAUUUGUAAUCUUUUGUUCUGGUCAUGAUUAAAUAAAUGCUUUUUAACAGAA